AUGGUUUCCGCACAGGCCGAGGUUGUUCAUUUUGGUUCCGAGGCUGUUGCUGUGGAGACUUUGGCCAAGACACCCGGCCGGCAGAUGGUGGAGGUUGUCGCUGAUGAUGGCGUAGACAUUUUACAGGAGCCAGUGGAAGGUGCUUUAGUUCUCGGCAGGAGGAGCUUUGGUGAAUUCUUGCUGGCAGACUCGCAAACGUAUCAUGGCUGGAUCCGCCUCUCUGAUGACGAGGGCUGGGCGCAGGCCGUGAGUGGCUCCGGCGAACGCAUGCUGAUGGGAGCCGCGGAUGCCCAGAAACGGAAAUUGCGCUUAAAAGGUGCGCUCAUGGUAGCGGAGCGCCUGGUUGGAAGGCCAAACCCAUUGGGAGGAAGCAUUGAAGAAGCCAGUCGAGAUUGGAGACAAUGGUCUUAUCGUCUUGAGCUGUGGCUGAGUAGCCAAUUUCCAGAUGCCCGGACUCUACUGGGAUGGGCCCGUGACCAGGGCGAUACGAAGAUCACCUUGGCAAACCUUGAGUCUAUGAGCUUGCCGUCUCAAGUGCAAAGGGAAACACUGCUGGACUUCAAUCGCCAGCUGGAAUUGGUACUCGGCACCCUGACUACCGGAAGUCCGGGGGACAUUGCCAUGAACUCUAGUGCUGGCUCUGGCCUAGACAUGUUCAGGCGACUGCAUUCACGAUUGGACCCAACAGACGCAGUGACCUCUAUGAGAAUCUUGCGCACUCUCAUGUCCACACAGGCUGUGUCAGGCGUAAGUGAACUGGUGCCUGCCAUUGAGCGGUGGGAGGACUCUCAUCGCCGAUACGCUCAGCGUAAAGGCUGCAAUGCCUUGGACGAGCAACAAAGGAUUGUAUCAAUUCUUGGACUGGCCCCACCGGCCCUUUCAGCACACUUGGAACUCAACAUGUCUCGGUUGACAACGUAUGACGCCAUGCGGCGGGAAAUGGUGAGCUAUGCUGAGACUCGCCGGGCUCUCACUACACCAGCUGAUUCAGGAGCCACUCCUACGGAGAUUGAUGCACUGAAAGGGGCAAAAAGUCGUGGCAAGGGCCGGGGAGGAAAUGGCAAGGGGGCCAGGCAACAGAUCACCUGCUACGUUUGCAACAAGAAGGGCCACAUGGCCAAAGACUGUUGGCAGCGACAAGACUCAGAGAAAGAUGCAAAGAAAGGAUCCAAGGGAAAAAAGGGCAAAGGUAAAGGAAAGACAGGUAAAGCUCAUGAGGUUGAGGGCGAUGAAGGCCAUGAGACCUAUGAGCUUGAAUACUUUGAGGACUGGGAUCACGAAGUUCAACCCGAGGAGGAUCCCGAUCCGGAAGUAGGAGCAGCUUGCAGAGAUGAAGCUAGACAGAAGGCGGGUGUAAGGAAUCGUUCUCCCCGCUUUGCUGCUGACAUUGCUGCUGGAUGCAAUCCACGUCAAGCAUGGAGGAAGGAGAAAAGCCGCCAACGGGCAGCAGACAAUAGACAGAAGAGCCGGCCAGACAGGGCCGCAGACCGCAUCCAGAAAGACAAUGACUGGCAUGAGAAAUUCACAGCAAAAGAGGGCCGAAAGCUUGAGGCCUACCCUCUCAUCCCCAAUGGGGACCUGAUCGCUGCACCCCUGACAAGGAAGGAGAAGCAGCUCUUCCGUCAAGAGGAUGCAGACAAAGAACUGGUUGAUGCGCAUCCGCGUGACUGGACACGCGCAACCCAAUGGGGGGACCACAAGGCCGAUGAGUUCGAGGAGAUUGCUGUUGAGACAGAGCCCGAAGAGUUCGAGGAGAUUAAGGUGGAGUCAGAGGACGAAUCGCCAAGGCCACGGCUGAUGAAGAGCCAGAUUCUCGAUCGGGCAGUGGCUGGGAUUGCGGCCGUGACGGCGCAAUCAAAGAAGAAGGCUGUCAAGCCCAAGUGGGAAGCCAAGGAGGAGAGCGAUGGUCUCUUGAACCACGUCUCGGGGCAAAGGACCGCAUCGGUACCUUGCCCGAAGCCCACGCAGUACGAAUGUGUGCAGUGUACCCUGGACAGCGGGGCCACCCACAGCGUACUGCCAGUGGCAACACUGGACAUCUUGCCACUGCUGAAGCCGGAAGGGCCCGAGGGGUUCCGAACGGCAUCCGGAGCCUGGAUCCCCAACAUCGGGAGCCGCAAAUUCACUAUGGUGACUCAGGACGGGAAAUGCCUGAAAGCAGCCUUCCAUGUGGCCGAUGUGUGGCGACCUUUGCUGUCAGCAACCCAGUGCGCAAAAGCAGGGAACACCAUUACUAUGAACGCACGCGGGGCCAUCAUCACCAAUGACAAGACGGGCGGCACGCAAGGGAGCACCUAUCCCGAGAAGGCUGUGCUUAAAGACCUGAACUUCUUGGGUUACCGCCGGCUGGUUCUGAAGCAUGACCAAGAGCCGUCUAUCAAAGCUCUUGCCCGUACCGUCAAGGCAGGCUUUGAAGGCGAGGUUCUGCCGGAAGAGUCUCCCAAAGGGGACGCCCACGGCCAAUCCAAUGGUGCAGCUGAGCGUGCCGUGCAGACCUGUCAAGGACUCGUGCGGACGCUGAAGGCGCAUCUUGAGCGCCCCAUUGGGUCCAGCUUCAGCGUUUUGGCUUGGAUGGUGGAGCACGCGGGAACGCUGCACACCCUCUACAGCCAAGAAGGUGGAGGCACACCUUACCGAAGGCUGUACAUCCGCCAGGCUGAUCUGGAAUUUCACGGGUACACAGGUGGCUACGAUGCUUGCGCCGCUAUCCGUGAAGGGCGCAACCGUUCUGGCAUCCUGCACUCUGAACAUUGCCGCAAGCGAGUGAUUGAGGCAUUGGGAACAACGGAUGUUGGACGGCUACGGCUUGAACGCGAAAAAGAAAAGGAGGAACUGUAUAUUGCCAAGGUCAUUGAAGAAGAUGACAAGAAGCGCAAGCAGGAAGCCCAGCCGAAACAACAGGAAGACAAGAGUGAAAAGAAAAGGGCGACAAGCCUGGAGGCGCCGCAGGCGGCCAUACUGCCCCCUCCCAAUCCGGGAGGCGCCUCUUCAUCCUCAGGUCAGAGCACCGAUUCGGUUGCCCGACCUAAACGGAAGGGAGGUGAAGCAGAUGACAGCUUGCGCGCUGAAGAACGUGAGCAACUUCGAAGCGCCCCGCAGAAGCGGAAGGCGGAAGAACCAGAAGCCAUGCUGGAGAGUCUCAUCCACGCACAGAGGGAGGCUUACAUCGGCACACUGGCUUCCUCAAGACCCACAUGCGACUGGGAAGACGGCCUAUCGCAAGAGCAGAUCUACCAGACUUUCUAUGAUGAUCGGACGGGAAAGGAACUGCCGGCCGAAGGCGUCCGCGCAGCCCGUGCAGAGGAGAUCUCUGUUAUCCGAUCCAUGGGCGUCUGGCAGGUCAUUGACAGGCCCAAGAACGAGCCAGUGAUCGGAACCCGGUGGCUGGAUGUUAACAAGGGCGACGAAUUGCGAAUGAAACUUCGCAGUGGCCUCGUAGCCCAGGAGUUGCGACGGAAGAAGGCUGGUGCCCAAACUUCGGAUGACCCUACAUGGGAAGAGUUCUUUGCGGCUAUGCCGCCCUUGUUGUCUCUGCGUGCGCUCUUAAACCACGAAGCGUAUUCCAGGCGCUUGUUGGUGAAGUUGCUGCCAGAGGCUGGCGAAUCCCCAAACAAGGUUGGGCUUCUCAAGAAGAGCUUGUACGGUACCCGCGAUGCCCCGAGCAACUGGGAGCAUGCCAUCAAGGUGGUCUUCGAAGCUUGUGGGUUCACGCAGGGCUUGAGCAACCCAUGCAUCUACUUCCAUGAGGAGCGCCAGUUGUACGCAAAUGUGCACGGAGAUGACUUCACUGUUGUGGGCGACUUUCACCAACUCCAGUGGCUGGUCAAUACCCUCAAGGCCUCUUGGACGUUGGAUGUUCGUGGCAUCUUGGCAAGACCCGGUUCGGGUCUGCCAGCCUCCGAAGUAAUCCACAGCAUCAGCGUUCUCAAUCGCCUGGUUACGUGGACUGAGAAGGGCAUUGAAAUGGAAGCUGAUCCGCGUCACGUGCAGUUGGUCUUGCAGCAACUCAACCUUGAAGCAGCGACUCCAGUAGCCACCCCGCUGGUCAAGACAAAGCCUGGUGAGGAAAAUGACACGCCUCUGUCAACCAGUGAGGCUGCCACGUACAGGAGCACUGCAAUGAGGCUUGGGUAUCUGUCGUUGGACAGACCUGAUCUGCUCCGAACGGUGCGGGAAUUGGCGAAAGGAUUGGAAGAGCCGACCAUGCACCAUUGGUCAAUGCUCAAGCGGGCUGCCAGGUAUUUGCGGGGAUGCGCAAGGCUGGUUCAACUCAUCCCACACCAAAACAGCUUCACGACUGUCCUGGGUUGGUCCGAUUCGGACCACGCAGGUUGCGUCCGGAGCCGGAAAUCAACAACAGGGACUGUCAUCCAGCUUGGCCAGAGCGUCAUCAAGGCCCAGGCCAAGGGUCAGGCAGUCAUCGCGCUGUCGACGGGCGAGGCCGAAUAUUACGGGUUGAUCAGCACAGCGUCAGCUGCAUUAGGCGAACAGGCAAUGCUUCAGGACUGGCAGAUAGCGUGUCCUGUCGUUAUUGCUCUCGAUGCCAGCGCUGGCAUCUCAAUCGGCUCCCGCCGUGGCCUGGGGCGCGUGAAACACAUCGAAACGUGUUUCUUAUGGGCGCAGGACCUUGUAGACAAGCAGCGGCUUCGACUAAGAAAGAUUCGACCGGAUGAAUUGCAGCUCACCACCACCGACGGAGAGGCUGCACCGGAAGAAGCACAGAAAGAGCAGACGGCUGCCGCCAUGGUUGAGGCCGCGCGAAGAGAAGCGCUGCGGCAACUGGAGUCGGCCGCUCUUUCGGGCAACUCAGCCUUCUUUUGUGCUGCUUUGGAAGUGGCACGACAGCAGGGUGUCUCGAAGAAGGACAUUGCAAAGGCCAAUGCCAUGCGUUCAUGA
Molecule: messenger RNA, 4896 nt
Organism: Durusdinium trenchii
Lineage: Eukaryota; Dinophyceae; Suessiales; Symbiodiniaceae
Source: the annotation of a GenBank genome assembly